CUGAGGACGACAGAAAAAAAUGUACAUGACGGUAAGGCGCAUGCCCAGUUCUGCUCCUUCGCCUCAGUCUCGCUUUCCUCCCUUCCAUUUUCUGUCCGUACUAGUGCGUCGCGUGCUGCUGCUAACACCUACGUCCGAGUUUUGUCUUGCUUCAGCGCUUGUCGAGUGAUUCCUGCGUCCGACCAUGUCCUUCUCUCAAAUUCGCCAGAACUACCACGAUGAAGCAGAAGCUGGCAUCAACAAACAGAUUAAUUUGGAAAUGUAUGCCAGCUAUGUCUACCUUUCCAUGGCAGCCUAUUUCGAAAGAGAUGAUGUAGCUCUGAAGGGGUUUGCCAAGUUCUUCAAGGAGUCCUCUCAUGAAGAAAGGGAACAUGCAGAGAAGCUGAUUCACUAUCAGAACAAGCGUGGAGGGCGAGUUGUUCUCAACCCAAUUGACAAGCCCAGCAAGGACGAAUGGGGAACUGGACUGGAUGCCAUGACCGCUGCCCUUGAACUGGAAAAGACUGUGAAUCAGGCAUUAUUGGACUUGCAUAGUUUGGCUUCAAAGCAUGGAGAUGCUCAGAUGACUGACUUCCUUGAAGAUCACUACUUGAAGGAGCAAGUGGAGUCCAUCAAGGAGAUUGGAGAUCUUGUGACCAAUCUGAAGCGUGUUGGUCCUGGUCUGGGUGAAUUUGAGUUUGAUAAGCGCCUGGAACAUGAAAGCUCUUAAAUCUCCACUUUUUCAAAGCCUUUCUCAGUCUUUUUGAAUCUCUUUUUCCGUUUCAUUUUGUGCAGAUUUUGGUGUUCAGGGUUCAUUCUUACCUCUCCUGUGUCUCAGUUUGUGGCUAUUGUCUGUUCUCAGUAUACAAAGACAUUUGCUUUCUGCUGCUGCAAGCUUUCAUGAUUCUUGAAGCUUAGCUUCCUCUCAGUCAAAAGGGGUCGUAUUUGUGUUAAACUCAGUUUCUUACCUUUUGCCCUUUUGUUGUGGUUCUGGAUUGGGUGUGAACAAAACUUCUGGUGCUUGUGGAUUCUAGUUCUGAAUGCAACCGGUAUCAUGUACACUUGUUCAAUGACAACCCCUCAGUAUUGCAGUGUAAAUUCAGGCAUUCAUGUUGCAUCAUGUUCCAAUGUAGUACUACAAGUGUGUGGUGGUAUGCAUGCUUGUGUGAGUUUCUAUAAGGAGCUGGGAUUUAUGGUACUGAAAGGAAAAUGAAUCCUGUCAUGUGAUCUGUCCCUCCAGUACCCUGGGCUUCAUUCCUCUGUGCUGGUUUUUGCAAUUGCCCAGGUUUGCUCUCUAUUUCAAUCAGUUUAUUACACGUACAUUCAAGCCAAGUUCAUUGUGGCAUUUGCUUUAUCUCCUGAGCCAUGGAGCCAGGGCCACUGCAAUUGUGGGAUCAAGGCUUUUAUCUUCUUUUGGUGCAUACUAGAGAAAUCUGCAUUAUCUGUUCUUGGAGGUCUGCAUUGAUCUGAGUUCUCAAAAAUCUUUUUCUGUUUCUCAUGUAGCGAAAGUUUCUUGUUGCAAAUAAAAUUUUAGACAUGCAUA
This is a messenger RNA of Darwinula stevensoni, 1522 nucleotides long. The record is from the annotation of a GenBank genome assembly. NCBI's taxonomy places the organism in Eukaryota, Metazoa, Arthropoda, Ostracoda, Podocopida, Darwinulidae.